AUGACCGCUGGCCCGUCGGACGUGAGCGGUGCCUCUCGUCCGGGGCAAGUUCUCUCCACCUCGGCGGCUAAAAUCUUGUGCGUAUAUAAACCACAUGUAUUAACAGGAUGGCUUAUUAUCUUUUCGUUGAACCUUGGGCCACAAAACAACAACAGUAAAGCUGGUUUUCAAACCAUGUCACAGGUAAAAGGUGUGCAACAGUUCUUCAAUAAAGCACGGUUUAGAGACGUUAAACGUAUAUAUACGCCGGAGGAUGUUCUGAGACACAGGGGAUCUUUGGUCGGCGAUACCACUAUACCGCUCUCUUGCCUUACGGCAAGAAAGCUGUUUGGUCUUCUGGAGGACCGCUUCCAACAUAGAGCUCCAUUGCACACGCUUGGUGUGCUGGACCCAGUGCAGAUGUCGCAAUUGGCAAGGUGCAAGGACUUGAAAGUAGGUUAUGUUUCAGGAUGGGCAUGCUCUUCAAACGCAAGUGAUAACGUGUCCCCAGACCUGGGGGAUUAUCCGUACGACACAGUGCCUAACCAGGUAGGGAGAAUCUUUAAUGCACAGUUACUACACGACAAGAAAUUACAACUAUCAAGAUAUAACAACAACAACAAUGACAAUGCAGAUGAGGUAGACUAUAUGAAGCCUUUGAUUGCCGAUGCAGAUAUGGGGCACGGGGGAGUAGGAACUGUGAUGAAAGUAGCUCGACUUUUUGCAGAGAAAGGAGCCGCUGCUAUUCAUUUGGAGGAUCAAUUGGUUGGUUCCAAAAAAUGCGGUCAUCUAGCAGGCACUGUGGUCGUGCCAGUAGAGACGCAUUUGACAACGUUGCAUGCGACCAGAUUCCAAUGGGAUCUAAUGAACACUGAAAACUUGAUUAUUGCAAGAACAGAUUCGUGCAAUUCAAAAUUAAUUAGUAGUGCAGUGGAUCCAAGGGAUCAUCAGUUCAUAAAGGGAAUCAUAGUUAAUGAUACGAAGGAAUCCAAAUUCAACAAACCCUUGAAUGAAAUGCUUUUGGAUCUUCAAAAUGGUGAUAAAAUAAGUCCAAACAACGUGAAAUCUUUCGAAAAAGAAUGGUACGAAGCAAAUAAAUUAAUGACCUUUGAUGAAAUGGUAAAACUGGUACUAAAUGAUAUGGAUUAUCAUCAAUAUCUCAAAGAAAAAGCAUUACUAAAAAGUUCAAAAAAUAAGAGAUAUUUAAGUUUAAUUGAAAUGAAACAGAUAUUGACAAAAGUUAAUAAUAAAAACACUGUAGAGUUCAAUUGGGACUAUCCUUUAACAAAAGAAGGGUAUUACAUGUACAAUGGAUGUUUGGAGUCUGCAAUAGAGCGAUCAUUAAUAUACGCUCCUUAUAGUGACAUGAUCUGGCUGGAAACAAAGACACCAGAUCUGGCGCAAGCAAAAAUGUUUGCUAAAAAAAUUCACGAAAUUCACCCACACGUAAAAUUAGUUUACAAUUUAUCUCCAAGUUUCAACUGGCAGAAAUAUAACAUCGAUAUAAAAAACUUUAUUUGGAACUUAGCAAAAGAAGGGUUUAUCUUACAAUUAGUGUCACUUGCUGGGUUACACAUCAGUGGUUUGGCAUAUUGGUCAAUAGCAAAAGAAUUUCAAUACGAAGGAAUGAAGACUUACGUCGAAAAAGUACAGAAGAUGGAGAAACAAGAAGGUUCUGAUAUGUUAUUACAUCAAAAAUGGUCUGGGAUCGAAUACGUUGAAUCAAUAACGAACACAAUUCAGAAUGGUACAAAUUCAAUAAGUUCAUCCGUGUCAAGUGAUUCAUUUACAGAAAGUCAAUUUUGA
Messenger RNA from Tetrapisispora phaffii CBS 4417, 1785 nucleotides. It is a transcript of the gene ICL2, whose product is annotated as methylisocitrate lyase ICL2. The record is from RefSeq and is a predicted model, not a curated record. NCBI's taxonomy places the organism in Eukaryota, Fungi, Ascomycota, Saccharomycetes, Saccharomycetales, Saccharomycetaceae. Gene Ontology annotation, cellular component: mitochondrial matrix. The coding region runs from base 1 to 1785 and encodes 594 amino acids. Gene Ontology annotation, molecular function: isocitrate lyase activity; methylisocitrate lyase activity. The transcript has a single exon.